Doryrhamphus excisus (bluestripe pipefish) is the source of this 877-nucleotide messenger RNA. RefSeq names its product ribosomal protein L6 (gene rpl6). The record is from RefSeq and is a predicted model, not a curated record. Gene Ontology annotation, biological process: ribosomal large subunit assembly; cytoplasmic translation. Gene Ontology annotation, molecular function: RNA binding; structural constituent of ribosome. Gene Ontology annotation, cellular component: cytosolic large ribosomal subunit; ribosome. NCBI's taxonomy places the organism in Eukaryota, Metazoa, Chordata, Actinopteri, Syngnathiformes, Syngnathidae.
CGUUUCGUCAUCAUCCUGCGUCUUUAUAUACGUCACUGUCCCGGAUGUCGUUCUUUUUUUCAUAGCAAAGAUGGCAGAGGGAGACAAAAAGCAGGUGAAGAAGAAGCACGGGAGCCGUAACCCGGUUCUGGCCCGGGGAAUCGGUCGUUACUCCCGUUCGGCUAUGUAUGCCCGCCGUGCUAUGUACAAGAGGAAGACCAAGACCACUGAGACUAAGAUGGAGAAGAAGAUUAAAACGAGGCCGCAAGCCACAGUUGUGAAGACUGUCGGUGGGGACAAAAAUGGAGGCACCCGUGUUGUCAAGCUGCGUAAGAUGCCCCGCUACUACCCUACGGAAGAUGUUCCUCGCAAGCUGAAGAGCCAUGGCAAAAAACCCUUCAGCCAGCACAGGAGAAAGCUUCGCUCCUCCAUCACCCCAGGAACGGUCCUCAUCCUGCUCACUGGUCGCCACCGUGGAAGGCGUGUGGUCUUCCUGAAGCAGCUCGCAAGUGGUCUCCUGCUUGUCACUGGCCCUCUUGCCUUGAACAGAGUCCCCUUGCGCAGGGCUCAUCAGAAGUUUGUCAUUGCCACCAACACCAAGGUUGACAUCUCUAGCAUGAAGCUCCCCAAAACUCUCAAAGAUGCCUACUUCAAGAAGAAGAGGCUGAGGAAGCCCCGCCACCAGGAGGGCGAGAUCUUUGACACGGAAAAGGAGAAGUACCAGCUGACUGAGCAGCGGAAGGAGGACCAGAAGGCAGUGGAUUCUCAGCUCCUGCCUCUCAUCAGGAAAGUUCCUCAGCUGAGAGGAUACCUGCGUGGCUCCUUCUGCCUGUCUAAUGGCGUUUAUCCACACAAGCUGGUUUUCUGAACAUGUUUAAAUAAAGUCUCUCAGCCAUUU